AUGGAUUUGCCUGGACCAAUACAUGAUUUUCUUUUAGUUUUUCUGGGAUCUGGUCUUCUAGUAGGAGGUCUGGGAGUGGUAUUACUUCCUAACCCAAUAUUUUCAGCCUUUUCCUUAGGAUUUGUUCUUGUUUGUAUAUCUUUAUUGUAUAUUCUAGCAAAUUCCCAUUUUGUAGCUGCUGCACAACUCCUUAUUUACGUGGGAGCCAUAAAUGUUUUAAUCAUAUUUGCUGUGAUGUUCAUGAAUGAUUCCGAAUAUUCCAUAGAUUUCAAUCUGUGGACUGUUGGGAAUGGGAUUACUUCAGUGGUUUGUACAACUAUUCUUUUUUCAUUAAUUUCUACUAUUCUCGAUACGUCAUGGUACGGGGUUAUUUGGACUACAAGAUUAAACCAGAUUUUAGAACAAGAUUUAAUAAGUAAUAGUCAACAAAUAGGAAUUCAUUUAUCAACAGAUUUUUUUCUUCCAUUUGAACUCAUUUCAAUAAUUCUUUUAGUUGCUUUGAUAGGUGCAAUUUCUGUGGCUCGUCAAUAA
Molecule: messenger RNA, 531 nt
Organism: Brassica napus (rape)
Lineage: Eukaryota; Viridiplantae; Streptophyta; Magnoliopsida; Brassicales; Brassicaceae
Source: the annotation of a RefSeq genome assembly